GUAAAUACGUCUAUCAGCCCAUGACACCCGUAGAGCAGCUUCCCAGCACUGAAAUACCCGUUCGCCCUCGGGAGUCUACAAACACCAUCCAGAUCUCCGUUUCACUCACCGAACACUUUUUGAAGUUUGCACCCGUCUUCCAGCCCCCCCUGCCCCCCGACUCCCCACAGUUCUGCACGAUCGCAGACCUCUUCAUUGACAAUUACCGUGUGAAAUGCAUCAACGGGAAGAUGUGCUACGUGCAGAGGCAGCCUCCUCCCGUGCCCCACAAGAUAAAGCCUGAGGACGUCCCUGUUCGCAAUGCCUUAAUCACAAAAGAGAGCAAUACACCAAAAACAGAUCACUGCUCAUCCCCUUCCAGCUCUGAGGACUCCGGGAUCAAUGCGGUGGGGGUUCACUACAUGGAGUCGUGUGACGAGGACACAGAGGGGGUGGCCGAGCUAAGUUCAGAAGAAGAUUACAGCCCAGAUAGCAGCUGGGAGCCAGAUGAAUGCCCGCUCUUGUCACCCUCGCAGUGUGAAAUGGAAGUGAUUGAGACUAUAGAAACCACGGUGUGAUCCAGCACGUUGGUAUCAGAUCAGUCCAGUUCCCACUCAGAAACGUUGCUUUUGUAGUAUUUAUAUUUUCUGUUUUUUUCUGACAAUCCUUUUUCCAGUGCACUUGGUAUUUCAGAUUCCUCAUGGGAGUGCGGUCACAGGACUUGCAUAUUGAUUGGUGAACUAGCAGCAGCCUGACCA
Antrostomus carolinensis (chuck-will's-widow) is the source of this 737-nucleotide messenger RNA. RefSeq names its product chromosome unknown C3orf70 homolog (gene CUNH3orf70). The annotation marks the transcript as partial. Gene Ontology annotation, biological process: nervous system development. The transcript has a single exon. The record is from RefSeq and is a predicted model, not a curated record. NCBI's taxonomy places the organism in Eukaryota, Metazoa, Chordata, Aves, Caprimulgiformes, Caprimulgidae.